AGUGUCUGCGCACGUGUGUGUGUGUGUGUGUUUGUGAUGUUUGCCCAACCAUGGCCCUCUUUAGUUCUCGUCACGACGGUGGAAUGAAAGGGACUACACAGUGGAUGGCCUCAUUGCGUCACGCUCUGGCCUACCCUAUCAUUCUCUUCUUCUUCCUGAUGUUAUGGGCAUACCUUCUUCCCCGAGCUCUCGACGACUCUCACUCCUCUUCCUCCUUGAGCUCGUCGUCCCUCGGCGAGUGGGCAAAUGGCGGCGGCACACAAUCCACUCCUCCUCCCCCUCCUCCCCCUCCUCCUCCUCCCCCUCCUCCUGCUGACCCCAUUUGUAACCGCUCUCUUUAUCCUCCUCUCUCGGACCUUCGUUCAGACACACUCACCCUCCUGGUCAAUGGCUUCCAGGAGUCCAGGUUGUCCCUGCUUAAGGAGAAUCUCCGCCUCUUCUCGCACAACCCAGCCGUUAGCGCCAUCUUCCUCCUGUGGGGGAACACCUUCACCCCUCCCUCCCGCCUCCAACCCUCCAUUUUCUCUAGCGAUGGGGGGGCUCCUAUCCGCGUCAUUCGUCAGACGACGACGAGUUUGAACGCGCGCUUCCUCCCGCGCGCAGCCAUCGAGACUGCCGUUGUCGCCGUGUGCGACGACGACGUGCUGCCGGAGGCCGGGAGUCUGGAGUUUGCGCUCAAGGUCUGGCAGAGCAAUCGGGAUCGCAUCGUCGGAUUCUUCCCCCGGUGCCACGUGUUCGACGAGACUAAUCGGACCUGGCAGUACUACUACUGUUCUGAUUGCUACUCCAUGAUGCUUACCAAGCUCAUGCUCCUCUCGACUGAGUACCUUUACGAUUACACGUGUCGCAAUCAGCCAGGGGUGAGGGAGGUGGUCGAUAGGGAGGUGAACUGUGAGGACAUAGCGAUGAACUUUCUAGUGGCCAACAGGAGCCGGUCGCCGCCCGUGCUAGUGGCGGGCGCGGCGCGGGACUGGGGAGAUGGGCGGAACUCGGAGCAGAGGUACGCGGAGGGCGCGCUGGGCGGACGGAUGACCCACCAGCAGGGCCGCGCCGCGUGCCUCCAACAGUUCGUCCGCCUCUAUGGGGGUGCGAUGCCCCUGCAGUACAGUUUCCUCAAGGCGGUGCCGCACAGCGAGGAGGAGACGAUGUGCGACAAGUACGGGUUCCAAAUCAACUGCAACGAUCACAUCGGGUCCAAACUGGAGGCUCGGCGCGCAGUCGGUCAGCAUUUGGUCGUUAGUCGGGACCUGUAUGCCUACGUGUCGGUCAUCCACUCACCCGAUCUCGUUCCCGCCGCUCUGGUGCUAGCGCAGUCUCUGCGGAGCACCGGUACCGCUCAUCAUCUCGUCCUUUUGCUCUCUGACCAUCGAACGAAGCAGCACGGCGACAGAGGGGAGGAAGAGAAGGAGGAGAAGAAAGACGAGGAGAAGGGCUACUACGGAGAGGAAAGCCGCAUGCGCUUGCGGGCUCAUUACGACAGUGUGGUGAAUGUGAGCAGCAUCGACAACCCGUAUAAUUGCCCCGGGUUCGACAAGAUUCAUGCCUGGACCCUCACUAAUUACUCGAAAGUCAUCUUGAUUGACGUGGAGAUGAUGGUGCUCGACAAGCUUGAUGACUUGUUCGACCGCCCCGAGCCAUCUGCGGCUCCGGACAUCUACGCUCCUGAUCAGUUCGACACCGGGCUGAUGGUAAUCAGACCGUCCAAUCGGACAUAUGCCGCGCUGGUGUCGGCAGUGGAGGGGCUGGAGCGGCACCCCAACCCCAGCAGCAAGACCGACUCGGAUCGAGGAGAACGAGCUGCUGCUACUGCGCAUCAGGGUUUCUUCAAUGCGUUUUUCAGUGGCUGGUUUGAGAUGACCGCCGAGCAUCGGCUUCCGUAUCGAGUGAAUGUGAUGAUUGGCUUUCCAGAGAACUACAAUACACCAGGAUGGUACAACGUCAAUCGUGUAGACGAGUACCUGCAGUUGGGCAGAGAGGCUCUGAGGGUGCCUGCCGCAGAGAAGCCGCAGCAGCAGCAGCAGCAGGAGGAGGAGAAGAAGGCGGCACCCAUCCGCGUCGUGCAUUUCGCUAAUCCUGGGUUCAGACCUUGGGUACAGGACGAGCAGGGAUGUGCCGCCAAUGUGUGGUGUGAGGCAUGGAAGGCCCUUGCCGCUAAACUGGAGGCUAACGACUGGCUACCUAUCGAGCCCCCGGAAUCAGUAACCCCGGUGGAAUUCCUUUCUCAUCCUGAUUCGUACCCGACUUAUUACCCCCAUAUCCAGGACUCUUCAACCUCCUCCUCCUCCUCCUCCUCCUCCUUAUCAUCGUCAUCGUCAUCAUCAGCUUCAGCUUCUGCUUCAGCUUCAUUAGGGAGAAUGCCGGGGGGCACAAGGAAGGGGCAUCGACCAGUGGAGGGAGCGAUUCCUCUUUCGACAGAACCGUGGGAACAGGUAGUGGUUACUCUGGUGACUGAGAGGACGGUUGGGGCUGCAGGAGUGUGGGCGGCGUCGUAUAGAGAGCACCACGUAGCUGGAAGCAGCUGGCGGAAGAUCAUGCUGAUGGUGCCCUCAACUAUGAGGUCCGAUCUCUGGGCUCCCUUGGUGCCUCUCUUCGACAUAGUCAGGGUCGUGCCGCCUCUGACGCUGAGUUCCACACCGAUCAUCAUCCCGACAAACACUGCUGUGGCUGGAAACAGCGGCAAGAGUAGACGGCUUCUGCUGCUGGGUGAGGGCGACAGCGGUGUCGCUCAGCGAUCACUAGGAGAAGAAGGACGAGCAGGAGAAGGAGGAGGUAAGAGAGGAGGAGGAGGAGGAGAAGAAGGAGAAGGGAAUGACACGAACGGGGAGAAUGGACAAAGGUCCUCCGGUGGAGAAAGGUCCAAUCACACCUUCACUAGCGGGCAGGAACAGGCACAUGCGCAUGUGGAGGAUGUGGUGGGUGAUUCUAACGUAACCCAAUCCGUUAGUCCUCAUUCCGUUAGUCCUGGUUCCGUUAGUCUUGGCGAGGAGUACAAUGUGCUUUACCUGUGGAACUUAACGGAAUGGGCCAAGGUUGCUUAUGUCAGCCCUCGGUCACUGUUUGUAGAGAAUGUUAACGGUCUGUUUGACUACACACCCUUCGCUGCCGCUCCUCGCGCUUCCCCCCCUGAUCAGUUCUCGUCCGCUGUUAUGGUCGUUCAGCCGUCGAGGGAAUCCUUCGACGAUCUCCUGAAGCAGGCAAUGAACCUGCCCAACGAAAGAGGACCAGAUGCCGAGGGUUUUCUGAACGAGUAUUUUUACGACUGGUACUCCAGGUCAUCCAAGCAUCGGAUCUCGCCGUCUUUCGACGUCCAGCUGGGCAAGAUUAGCACGCUGAGACCGUUGAAGAUUUUGUCGUUUAGCGAGCAGAUCCAGAUCUGCCACGCCGGGGAGAUCUCCGACCGACGACCGUUCGAUCCGCGAGAGUGGGUGACCUUAUGGCGUCGGACAUUCUGCAGUCUCAAGGAGGAUAUCAAAUCGCUAAUGCCGAAUUGCAGAGACCUUUGUUCAAACGUCAACCUAGGCCAGGGGUCAAGGAACGACACGACGGCGCGGAGGAGGAGGAGGAGGAGGGGUAUGAUGUGAGGAGGAGGGAGUGAAUCUCGAAAAGAGGGGAGAAAAAAAUGGCUCUGCUGCGCCGUUCAGCUGCGCGUUGGCGGCCUGAGUGGCGGGAGGUCUAUGCCGUAGAUCUAAUAGAUCGAAGGGUUUGUCUUUGCCGUAGAUGUAAGGGUUUGUUCGUUUGCGUUGGUUCUCUCUCUCUCUCUCUCUCUCUCUGGUUGGCUCGCCCUUUUUUCGUUCAGGACCUGAUGGAGUAGUCCGGACUCGUACGUACAUGUAUACACCGGGGGCCAAGUCCCACUAAG
This is a messenger RNA of Chara braunii, 3859 nucleotides long. The record is from the annotation of a GenBank genome assembly. Lineage: Eukaryota; Viridiplantae; Streptophyta; Charophyceae; Charales; Characeae.